UCACUGAUGUUGGGUAAUGUAGAACUACACCGCCGGGAAAAUAAGUCUUUAAAAAUGUCUCGAAAUUGACAGUUUUAUUUAAAAUAAUUCUACAAGUACACCUGGUUGUUCUUUAUCUGCAUCUCCGUGUCAUUAUACAAAAAAGAAAAGUCCAGAUGUCAUCUAAACUAACAGCAGUCUUACAAGAAUGGAAAAGCCUGGAAAAGGAUUUUCAACAACUUCAGGAGAACCAUCGGCUGUAUAUGCAGAAGCUGGAAGAAGUCUCCAAGCUCCAGAACAGCUUUACUGCCUCUAUAACUCAGCAGAGGAAGUGCUUAAAGGACAUGUCUCAUUCUCUAAAGAAAUGCAGUAAAGGAUUAACAGAAGAGGAAACUAAAUGUCUGGAAGACAUUAAAGGACACCUCCAUGAAAGGCCUGCCAUUUUCCAUCAAAUGGAGGCCUUUCUUCCUAAGAAAAAUGGGUUAUAUCUCAAUCUUGUGCUUGGAAAUGUCAACAUCAAUCUUCUCAGCAAGCAAUUAAAGAGUGCCUACAAAGACGAAUAUGAGAAAUUUAAGCUCUAUGUGACUGUAAUCCUGCUCCUGCUGGGGUUCGUCUGUCAGUUUUUAGUCACCUACAGAUUUGUGGAUGUGCUGCUGAACUUUCUUCUGGUCUGGUAUUACUGCACUUUAACAAUUCGUGAGAGCAUCCUCAUCAGCAAUGGAUCGAGGAUUAAGGGCUGGUGGGUGUUCCAUCACUACAUCUCAACGUUUCUAUCUGGGGUCAUGCUGACGUGGCCUGAUGGUGAGCUCUACCAGAUGUUUAGGAACCAGUUUCUUGCCUUCUGCUUGUAUCAAAGUGUUGUGCAAUUCCUUCAGUACUACUACCAAAGUGGAUGCCUUUAUAGACUAAAGGCUUUAGGGGAAAGACACAACAUGGAUUUGACAGUGGAAGGAUUUCAGUCAUGGAUGUGGCGAGGGCUGACCUUUCUGCUGCCCUUUCUAUUCUUUGGUCAUUUUUGGCAGCUUUUCAAUGGCAUCUCCCUCUUCAGAAUGGCUCAACUUCCUGAAUGUAAAGAGUGGCAGGUGAGAUAUUUCAAAAGUUUCUGUGUGUGGGAUUUGCUUUUGGUUUUAUUUACAGGCAACUUCUUAACGACACUCGCCGUGGUGCAUCACAAACUGAAAAACAAGAGUCAUGGAAAAACCAAGAGUCCAUAAAGUUAUUUAUGUCUAGAAUUUAUCCUUUAAUGCCAAACGUUUUUUGACAAAUUAAUCCACACUCCAUUUUUGACAUAAGAGCAUUUGAAUGAAAAUGGAUAAUUCCAAAUAAAAGCCUGUUCAAAAUGAA
Molecule: messenger RNA, 1323 nt
Organism: Silurus meridionalis
Lineage: Eukaryota; Metazoa; Chordata; Actinopteri; Siluriformes; Siluridae
Gene: tmem120ab
Product: transmembrane protein 120Ab
Exons: 12
Coding region: 156-1193 (345 amino acids)
Biological process (GO): fat cell differentiation
Cellular component (GO): membrane
Source: RefSeq, a predicted model, not a curated record